AUGUAUUUACGGGGUGGGUUCCUAUUGUUGAUAAGCUUAUUAUCAGUAAGCAAUGCUAACACUCUACAAGGUACAAUAGAUUUGAAGCGUCUGCAGACAAUCCUUCAGGAGAAUGUGAAAAGCAAAGACAUUGCAUCCCUAUAUUAUGCUGUUAAAGGCCUGGCUCUUCUAAAUGCUGAUCUUCCUAAUGUUUGUCAGCAAAUUAAGGACUUCAAAUAUGAUGUCAACAAUAUUGAACAAAUAUUCCAAUUGACAAAUGCUGCAGUAAUAACUGGCUGCCAGAACUCCUUAUCUCCAGAUGUUCUUUCUGCAUCUGGCGCAGUCCUUGACAAACCUGAUGCCACUAUACAAGAUUUAUAUCAUGCUGUAUAUUCAUUAAAAGCUAUUGGAAGAGGCUCAGUUUAUGAUAAGGAAGAUGCUUUGAAGAAUCUCAUUCAGUUGUUGAAGAAAGAUGAUUCACCAGCUAACUAUGCGUAUGUGUUUGCAUUGUGUGAGCACAUGGGAUCACUGGCUUGGACAGCCACACAUGCAGAGGGUGUUCUGCUGGCCGCUGACGAGAGUGACUCCAAAGCUCUGCACUUUGAAGGAGGUUUGCCAGUCACUUCCCAUCUGCUUAGCACUAUUACCAGAACUUACAAAAACUUGAAGAAGCCGUCUCCACUGAGCGAGGAACAGCGUUACAAGUUCGCAGAGUACUUACUGUCACGUCGAUCUGUCAACACAGCCAAGGGAGCCGCCCUUUUAAUCGAAGCGGCAUUUGCUCUCGCUGAUAUUGAGCCUGCACCAAUCAGCAUCGCAAUCAAAGGCAGGAAAUACAUCACCUCUGAGGUGGACACCAUUGAAUUCUCUAUAACUGACCUAAUCGGUCGUCCAGUACGUGGUCUCAAGCCUGAUGAAGUGAUCGCUCAGUCCGGUACACGACUGGCUGAUGACGUAGUUGUCCUCUCCAAACAGCCUUUGACGCAAAAGGCCAAUGAACCGACGACUUUCGUCCUUAACUUGAGCAAGAUUAAGGCUCAAUAUGGCCUGUACAAGAUCGCUCUCAGUGCAGGAGCGAAGGCUGCUAGCGUGAAUGUGGCUGUGCUGGGUGAGAUUCAAGUUAGCAGUGUUGAAGUUGGCAUAGGCGAUGUGGAUGGAACUACAAGCCCCAAGGUCACAACGAUUACAUACCCUAAUGAGUUGAAGGAGACGUUGCAAGCUGAUCAUCUGCAGAAGGUGACGCUGAAAUUCAACGUCCGCGACAAGUGGAGCAAGCCGGUGUUGCUGCAACAAGCGUUCGUCCGCGUCGGCAGCACGAGCGGCGACAGCGAGACUAUCUUCGUCGCUGAGCCCGACAACACCAAGGCGUACAAGGUCGAACUGAACGUGGGUGGUAUUGCUAAGCACCUCAACUACAAUUCAGGCAGUUACUCGCUGACGAUCUAUUUGGGAGACAGCGCCGUGUCCAACCCCAUCGCGUGGUCUGUUGGUGAGGUGCUUUUCAACUUUGGCAAGGAUGCCAAUGCUGUCGGAGCGGCGCUCGUGUCCCCGGCGGGCCCGCACCGCGGUGCGCGGGCGCAGAUCGCGCACGCGUUCCGCUCGCCCGAGGCGCGUCCGGCGCGGCUGGUGUCGGACGUGUUCGCGUGCGCGUGCGCGGCGCCGCUGCUGCUGCUGCUGCUGCUGUGGGCGCGCCUCGGGAUCAACUUCGGGAACCUGCCCCUCACGCCCAGCGUGCUCGUCUUCCACCUCGCGCUCGGAGGUUCCCUGGGUCUGUACGGGUUGUUGUGGCUCCAGUUGACCAUGUUCGACACCAUGCGUUACCUGCUCCCGCUGGCCGCUAUCACUUUCCUGUCCGGUCACCGACUGCUCAGACGUCUUGUAAAAGAUAAAACACAAUCACGUUAA
This is a messenger RNA of Arctia plantaginis, 1884 nucleotides long. The record is from the annotation of a GenBank genome assembly. NCBI's taxonomy places the organism in Eukaryota, Metazoa, Arthropoda, Insecta, Lepidoptera, Erebidae.